Dujonia railenensis is the source of this 2559-nucleotide messenger RNA. NCBI's taxonomy places the organism in Eukaryota, Fungi, Ascomycota, Pichiomycetes, Serinales, Debaryomycetaceae. The record is from the annotation of a GenBank genome assembly.
AUGUCUGAUGACAGUUUAGUGGCCACUAGAGCUCGUCGAGCCAAUGCUGGUUCGAGGUUGAAAAGGUUAAUAGAGUUGGAAGAGCAGACGAUAGAAGAAAGACAAUCCAUAGUGUAUACGGAAGAUGACGAGAACGUAAACUUACUCUUCCAAGAAGACGAGAAUGACGAGGAGUUUGAGGACAGUGAAGAAGACGGCGAAGGUGAAGGAGACGAGGAUGAUGAUGAAGACGACGGCGGUGAAGAGCGAGAUAUCGAGGCAGAGAGAGGAGAGGGUGGAGACUCUGAUGAAGGCGAAGGCGAUGACGAUAACGGAGCGGGCCCAAAGAAGAGAACGAUAGAAAAGGUCGAUGCUGACGAUGUUUUAUCAGACUCUGAGAUAUCAGAAACAGAUUCCGAUCAAAGUGAGGGGGAAAAGGAACUCGAUAAGCAAGAGAAGCUUAAACAGAGGAAGCUAAAGAAGAAGAACAAGCUUAUCCCUGCGAUCAAGCAACCAAGACCUCCCGCUUCUGCGAAGAAAGUGGUCAAGAAACCUAAAUUGGAGUUUACGUCAGAAUCCUUGUUGAAUUCUAAGAGGUCUUCCUCCAGAUCAGCAGUUGUUGAGAGCAAGCAGGCGUUGGCCAGGAGAUUGAAAGCUGAUGAGGAAAGAAGAGCCUUGCUCAAGCCGGUAAUUCGACACAAAGAGGUUGAAAUGACUCAAGAGGAGAGGUUGGCUGAAGCUGUGGAAACUGAAAAGGCGAAUGUGAUAUCUUUAAAUGAAUUCAGAGAACAAGAGAUUGUCAAGAAAGAAACUCAGAGGCAGAUGCUCAUGCUGAAAAGAGUUAAGCUCGUAAAUGUGAUCCGAAUGGUUAGCGAAGAGCACUUUAUCACUCCUUUUGAUGAGAUAACUGAGGCAAGGAGGGUUUUUGAAAAGGAAAACUUGAAAUUAAAGAGAAAACCUGGUAGAAAGAAGAAGAAUUUGGAAGAAGUAGAACAACAACAACCGGUUUUAAGACCCCCAGGAAGUAUUGACCUAGACUUACCGUUGGUGAAAGAAGAGAUGGAGAGGGAGAGAAUUGAGGGAGAAAAGAGGGCCUUAGAGGAAAAGGAGAGAAGAGAAGCUGAGGAAAAGGAGAAGUUGGAAAAUGGAGAAGUGGAUACGGUACUGGAACAACAAAAAGGUGAAGAAGAAAAUAGCAGCAAUGUGGAUGUAGAAAACGAAAAGAAACUGGAAAACUUGGAAGAUGAAGAUGAAAGUAAGGACGAUGGUGAAGGCGAAAAGGUAGAAAAAGAAGAAAAAGCUGAACAAGAUGGAAAGACGAAUGACGAAGUUGAAGAAAAGUCAGUAGAAACAGAGGAAGGUGGAAAAACAGAUGAUGCAGAUAACAAUGGCCCUGAGAGGGUACCUGGAAGUCCGCAUGAAACGAAUGCUGAUGCUGAUGCAGCGGCAAAUGAGGAUAAUGCAGUUGCUAAAAACGAUAAUGAUAAUAAUGAGAAAGAUGAAGGGGAGCUGGAGCCAAACGAAAAUAAGGAUGCAAGUACUGGCGAUCAUAAUACGAACCUCGAAGAUGAAAUUAAAAUAGAUGCCAUAGAGGUGGACGGUAAAGCUGACUCAAAAGAUGAGACUAGUGAGACCGACCCCGCAACUGCAGUUAAAGAAGAGGAGGUUGCUAUACAAGAUGGUGAUAAGAUGGACAUAGAUGAAGAUAAUGAAAUUAAAAACGAAAUUACGACUGACGAUAAAGAAAGCCUUAUCGAUGAGGUUCAUACUAACGACCUGGAUAUUGUCAAGACCGAAGUAGAUGGAAAAGGCGACAAAGGUGAAAAGAGGGUGAAAUUUGUAGACGAUUUGGUGGAUGGGGAAAAGAUAGAAGUGACUGCAACGCCAGAGCCAGAAGGAGAACCCAUUGACGAUGAAGACGAUACUCCAGUCACUGAAGAGGAAAUAUUCGAAGGGCCAGCCGAAAGAGUUAGCAGAAACAUGAUUUAUUUAAUUGACUUCGAUGAUGAAAAGGAGCAUAAACUCAUUGACAGUAACAUCAAGACUAUUCUUUUCGGUAAACAAUCAUUGCUCCCUGCAUCUCGAAGAUUCAAGGAUUUGAAGCAGAUUGCCAAGAUAGGAGAAAGCGAAAAUCCAUAUCUUACAAUUACUCACAGAAAGGAUGAAUUGUUUGAGCCGGUGACCAAUUUAACAGAGAAUGACUCCUUGUUUGAAGAACUUAAAAGAUUACCAAGGUUUGGAGAUUUCGAAGAUAUUGUAGAAGAAGAGGAAGUUAACGACGAGGAAGUCACUUCAGAAAUUGUCCUAAAGACUGAAGCUCCAACGUCUCUUUAUUUGCCCAAUGGUAAUAAGAAGAACUGUCUCAUUACGGGAACUGAGGUCAAAUACUUCGAUCCUGCUAACGGUAUACCUUAUAGUAGCGUGGAAACGUACAGGUUAUUGAAGCAGAUAGAGCAAGGAAAUGUUCCCUGGUAUAGUUUUGGCAAUGAUGCUAACGAUGGAGGUGGUGCGGAAUUGUACUUGGGAAUGAGAGAAGGUGCAAGACAUGCUAAAGGUGUGCCUGAAGGAUUCGACGCAUAG